Papaver somniferum (opium poppy) is the source of this 764-nucleotide messenger RNA. RefSeq names its product outer envelope pore protein 21, chloroplastic-like. Bases 96 to 599 code for a protein of 167 amino acids. The transcript has 5 exons. Lineage: Eukaryota; Viridiplantae; Streptophyta; Magnoliopsida; Ranunculales; Papaveraceae. Gene Ontology annotation, biological process: regulation of monoatomic anion transport. Gene Ontology annotation, molecular function: voltage-gated monoatomic anion channel activity. The record is from RefSeq and is a predicted model, not a curated record.
UUCUUAUUUCUUUCCCGCUUGACAGUUGCCCCCUCCGCAGUCACGCCGUGCUUUAUCUAGGGUUUUAAAUCCUUGACCAAAAGAAAAAAGAAAAAAUGGAGACUUCUCUGAGAUAUGGAGGAGACUCAAAAUCUGUGAGAUUUCACGCCAAGGAGAAGUUCCCUAUUGACAGCAAAACUUAUUUGCAGGUUAAUGGGGAGUUGGAUACAAAUGUUGGAGGUCCUACUUAUUGUAGUGCAAUCAUUAGACAUUUUUACCCUGAGCUAUCAGCAAGCCUUGGAGUAGGUCUGCAGUAUAAUCAACAUGAAAAGCUUAGAUAUACUGUGCGUGGAAAGAAGGCGUUUCCUCUUACAUCCAGUGGGUUACUAAAUUUUGUCGUCAAGGGAAGAUGUGAUGCAGAUAAAGAAUUUAAAGAGAGAAAGGGAAGAGGAGCGGCUGAAUUUACUUUGGCCGUGCUCAAUUUUCAAAAGGACCAAGAUGUAAGAUUCAAAAUAGGCUAUGAGAUGCUUGAAAAGGUGCCAUACUUUCAGAUAAGGGAAAACAACUGGACACUCAAUGCCAACAUUGACGGCAAAUGGAAUAUUCGAUUUGAUCUAUGAAGUGGCAGGACUAGGUUUACUAUAUUUAUCAUCUGUUAGUAGUAUAAUAAUAGAAGCUAAACUUCUUUUACAUUAUUCUUUGUCCGCCUUACCAUGAUGUAGGUUUCCUACUGGAUUUGAUUUGUGGUACAUCUAGUUUUCUAAAAUUUCCUUUUCUACAUUGCA